This is a messenger RNA of Vespula vulgaris, 1516 nucleotides long. RefSeq lists its product as uncharacterized. The transcript is spliced from 8 exons. Lineage: Eukaryota; Metazoa; Arthropoda; Insecta; Hymenoptera; Vespidae. The record is from RefSeq and is a predicted model, not a curated record. The coding region runs from base 394 to 1455 and encodes 353 amino acids.
UGCAUACAAACCAAGAACACGUCGUAUAACAUUCUCUCUCCCCUUCUCCUAUUCUAUCCUCUCAACGUUACGACGUUGAUACUCCCGUGGUUUUCCGACGUUCAGUUUGCGAUUGCUUUUGCAUCGAGAAAGAAGUGUUUCUGUUAAGUAUAUUUUCGUCCAAACUCGUUAUUCGUUGUGUUGCGGAAUAACACGUGAGGAAUGGAAUCUACAUCAAGUUAUCUAUAAUUAUUUACACGGUUUGUGCUUCCAUGCAUAUUUUAAACCCGGAAGAUUUGAUCGUGGUAAAUAACAGUGUGAUAAAGCAACAAACAAGAAAGAGAUUAUAGUUCAUCAUUGUCAUCGAAUUUUGAUUAUCCAGAACUUUUGGACGAUUGAACAAAUUGGACAAACAUGUUUCAGUUAUCGUUAAAGAUUUUACUUGCUGUGUUGAUGUUUGUAAACCUAGCAUUUACGGUUCCCAUUGAAUCGGAAAAUAAAGCUAUCUUAACCGAAGUAAAAAAUAUAAAUCAAACGAAUACACAGCACAUGGAUCAAAAAAAUCAGACAGAUCAUCAGAAAGAAUCUCUUAAGGACAUUGAAAGGAAUUCGACGAUCGUCAAGAAAGAUCAAGAUACGUCCUUGAAUGAAAGGGCAUCAUCAACGAAGGGAUUACCCCCAACGUUACAGAAUGUAAGCGAAUCACCGAUUGGGCUGAAUCAUACUCGUCAAAAUACGACGAAACGACCAGUCGAAGAAACAACGCCAAUUAAUGAAGUAACUGAAAUUCAAAAACUAAACAAUUUUACCGGUGAGCAAAAGAAUUUGAAUCAGUGUUGCGUAACUCCACGCGACGAAGAAGAUAUUACCACCAUUGAAACGGUGCAGCAGGAAAAAAUUAAUUCAUCCGUUAAUAACACUGUCUUAGAAAGUGCAUUUUCGACCACAUCAAAAAGCGUCACUACAGACAAUGUUAUUUCAUCAAAAAUUAUUCCAGUCUCCAAGGACGUAAGUAAUGACACAAAAAAGACCGAUAAUGACGUUAUCGAUCAAUUAAAAUCAACGAUGUACGAAACAAUUCCUCCUGAAUUGAUUAACGCGACCACGGAGACAAACAUGAUAUCAAAGUCCUCCGAGAUAACUAACGUGUCCUCCGAGAUAACCACCGUAUCUUCUGAGAAGGAUCAGAUAAAAGUUGAAAACAGUACUGUAACGUUAGAAAAGAAAAAAGAAGUAGAACAAGUAGGAUUAAGCCUGAAAAGCAAAGAAUCUAUCAAUAAAGAAGAUAGCAGUGGAAGUAUGCCACCUGGUAUUAUUGCAUUGGUAACAGCUAUCACAUUUGCUGUUGUGAUCAUUAUUGGAUAUAUCAGUAUGGUUAUCUGGAAGCAAUAUCUCGAACGCAAAUAUGGACGUCGAGAAUUAUUGGUGAACGAGUUGGAAUUCGAUACGAACGAUUUGAGACAUUUUGAGCUCUGACUUUGGGAAAGCAAGAAUGGUAUAUCGUCUGAUGUAUGUUCGCUGAGUCAUAUGCUGAUCA